AUGGAAACAGGUGUCUCCCAAACAACAUUUAUUUUGGUUGGUGUCAAGAACUUGAAGAGGCUACCACAUUCCACUCUGUUCCUGGACAACCUGAAGACUAAGGUGACGGAUGAGCUCCUCUUCGAACUGUUCCACCAGCCCUGGCCAGUAAUAAAGGUGAAAUUCCCCAAAGAUAAAGAUGGCAAACUGAAACAGUUUGCAUUUAUGAAUUUCAAGCAUGAAAUGUCUGUUCCAUAUGCCAUGAAUCUUCUCAAUGGAAUCAAACUUUUCGGGAGGCUUAUCAAAACUCAGUUUAGAUCAGAAAGUAGUCAUGCUUCUCAGGACGCCAAUGUGUCCUAUCUUCAGCAUCGUGUUGGAAAUUUAAACCCUACCUCCACAUCUCCUAACAGCUAUGAAAGGGCGGUGGGUAACAUGACUCCAUCAGCACAGAUGGUCCAGCAGUCCGUCUCUUCUUCAGAAGAUUGUCAGCAGCAGGCAGUGAUGAACAAUGUUUUCAGACAGAUGUCAUAUGGUGGGAAAUUUGGUUUUCUUCAUGCAGAUCAGUUUUCUCCAUCAGUCCAAUCACACGGUCAUACCUUUAACCAGUCUUUCAGCUCCCAGUGGCACCAAGGUGCAUUGUCAUUACAUAAGAAUGCCUCCAUUCGCCAUGCAUUGAGGAAGAACGAUGUUAACACAUAG
Messenger RNA from Cricetulus griseus (Chinese hamster), 678 nucleotides. The record is from RefSeq and is a predicted model, not a curated record. Lineage: Eukaryota; Metazoa; Chordata; Mammalia; Rodentia; Cricetidae.